AUGAAGCUCGCUACCCUUGUCACCAUCUUUGCACUGGCCGGGUCAGUAGCCGCCGCCCCGUCACCCAUCGAAGGCAGCAUCCCCGCCAUCCAGCUGCGAGAGGUCGAUACCCCCGCAGGCGAUGUCCCACAGCCCGAGCUCACCGACGACCAACUUGCCACCGUCAACGCCGACCUCGACGCCGCCAAAACGGGUCUCGCCUCGGUCGAAGAGUACCUCCGCGACGUGCUCGCCACGCUCUCGGGCGACGACACGCCGAGUCAGAGCCCCAAGGAGGAGCGUAGCGAGGCGAGGGCUGGUAUCGAGGUUCGCGGGAACACCAUCCAGCAGCAGCUGGCUGAACUUGCCCGCUUGCUCCAAGCUAUCCAGAGCAAGGCGGCGCCGAUCUCUGGUGUCGGUGUCGGAACGAAGGGUUCCGGAACGACAUGGUGGUAG
Molecule: messenger RNA, 435 nt
Organism: Vanrija pseudolonga
Lineage: Eukaryota; Fungi; Basidiomycota; Tremellomycetes; Trichosporonales; Trichosporonaceae
Exons: 1
Coding region: 1-435 (144 amino acids)
Source: RefSeq, a predicted model, not a curated record